Molecule: messenger RNA, 1447 nt
Organism: Setaria italica (foxtail millet)
Lineage: Eukaryota; Viridiplantae; Streptophyta; Magnoliopsida; Poales; Poaceae
Product: immune-associated nucleotide-binding protein 9
Exons: 6
Coding region: 11-1237 (408 amino acids)
Molecular function (GO): GTP binding
Source: RefSeq, a predicted model, not a curated record
UCCAAACGCGAUGCAAUGUAAACACGUCAGGAGAACGUCGGCACGGGCGUUACAAGAAAGUCACAGCGGGUCCGGGGCCCCGGGGGAGAUAAACAUAAACCGACCGCACCUCACCUCACCUCCCCUCACCCGAGUACCUGAACACGACUCGCGCAGCUACUCCCUGCUCGCCUCCUCUCGCCCGCCGCGCCGCCGGUUCUUCGCAAGCAAUUUUGUAAGGCGUAAGGCAUUACCAUCAACUCUUGCAAUGGGUGGAAACCAGUAUGACGAUGACUGGGUGUUGCCCAGUGCUGAUAUCACUCUUGUUCUUGUUGGGAAACUUGGCUGUGGAAAGAGUGCAACUGGAAAUAGCAUCCUUGGACAGGAAGUAUUUGAAUCAGAAUACUCCCAUGUUAGUGUUACUAAUACUUGUCAGAUGGGAAGCACCACCCUGCACGAUGGCCGCACGAUCAAUGUUAUUGAUACACCAGGGUUAUUUGAAGUCAAGGUUACAACUGAGGAUGCUGGUAAAGAAAUUGUGAAGUGUUUGAACAUGGCUAAAGAUGGGAUACAUGCAGUUCUGAUGGUUUUUCCUGCCACACAUCGGUUUUCUCAAGAAUCUGAAAGUACAAUUGAGAGCAUUAAGGCAUUCUUUGGGGAAAAGAUUGUUAACCACAUGAUUUUAGUUUUUACAUAUGGAGAUGUAAUUGGUGAAUCUAAAUUGAAGAAAAUGCAAAAUAAUGCCCCUGAGUGUUUGAAGAAAGUUGUUGAGCUAUGCCAAAACAGGGUGGUGCUCUUUGAUAACAUGACCAAUGACCGAAGGCUCCAAGAGCAGCAACUUGACAAACUGCUUGAUUUGGUGGACUCAAUUAGUGCAAAUAAUGGAGGAAAACCAUUUUCAGAUCAAAUGUUCACUCGCAUUAAGGAGGUGCAUGAUAGAGAAAAGGAGAUGCGUACCAUUGGAUAUUCUGAAGAGCAGAUAUCUGAGUUGAAGAAGGAGAUACAUAGAACUCGGGAUGAACAACUUGCGCACAUAACCAGCAUGGUGGAGGAAAAGCUAAACUACAGUGUGGAGAAGCUGCAACAGCAACUCAUGGAAGAACAGAACGCAAGGCUGGAAGCAGAGAAGGUGGCGCUCGAAGCAAGAAUGAAAUCAGAAGACGAGAUCCAGAAGUUGAAGGAGAGCCUCAGGAAGGCUCAGAUGGAGAACGAGGAGUUCCGGAGGUUGGCAGCGGAGCGCAAGUGUGCUAUCCUCUAAGGAGUAGCCGCGGCAUCUGGGAUUUCCAAUUUUCAAUGGAUGGAGGGCAGAUUAAACUUUUGCUACCGUGCCGACGUCUCGUAUCUGUACAUUAUUACUAGUAUAUCAUCACAAACACGCGACUAGUCAGCUGGUGUUCUUGCGAAUGGUAAUACAUCUAAUCUAUAUCAUCGUUAUGCUUGUUUGCCGUGUUCUGGGCGGCUACCUACA